Messenger RNA from Spirometra erinaceieuropaei, 1332 nucleotides. NCBI's taxonomy places the organism in Eukaryota, Metazoa, Platyhelminthes, Cestoda, Diphyllobothriidea, Diphyllobothriidae. The record is from the annotation of a GenBank genome assembly.
AUGGCCGACGCUCGCCUGCUGGAGGAGCUGGAAAAGUUCGCUACGCGGCCGGAUAUCCUAAUCAUGGGCGACUUUAACGCGCCCCAUAUUGACUGGAGCUCAACCCAUGCAAAUAGCUCAGAACAGACCUUCGAUAGGAGUUUUCUGAACACGACAUUGAAGCUAUUUCUCACUCAACACGUCAUGUUACCAACUAGAGUACGCGAAAGCCAACAAGCCAACUGCCUUGAUCUUGUCCUUACGAAGUCACAGGACAGCAUUGAUGAGGUGUCAUGCCUACCCCCCUUAGGUAAAAGUGACCACGUCGUUCUUCUAUGGGAUUACUCGCUUUUUUCCAUGCCCAAGAAACCCGGGGCAGUUACAAGAAACCUUUGGCGCGGGGAUUUCGAUCAAAUGAGGGCUGAAAUUUUACGCAUUGAGUGGGAGUCCAUAUUUGCUGGGAGCAUACUCGAAGACUGGCAACGGUUCCGAGAAAUUCUGCUCGAGCUGAUCGUAAACCACUGUCCGCUUUCACGGAAGAGGUUAACUAACAGACCUCGAUGGCUUUCGCAAGCCUUGAAGAAUGAAGUGAAUAAAAAACGACGGCUGUGGAAAAAAUUGCUUUCUGACAGGAGCCCCACAUUUAUAUGCGCGUACAAAAUUCAAAGAAAUCGAGUCAAGGGUCUUAUCCUCAAAACCAGACAGGAAUUCGAACGGGAUCUGCUUAACCGUGCCGCGGAGAACCCUAAAUUAUUCUACGGUUACACUAGGCAGUGCACGCGGAACAAGGACCCAAUACCCCUGAUAAGGACUGCUGAAGGCGAACAUCUCACUGACGACAGGGCGAAAGCUGAGCACCUUUCAGAUUUUUUUCGGUCUGUUUUUAGUAGCGAAAAAGGAUUCAACCCUUCGGCCCUUCAAUCCUUCGAAGACACCUUAAUUAUAGAGACCGUCCAGUUCAGUGAGGGUAUGGUUCUGACGGUGUUGCUGAGGUUAAAGGAAUCCAAAUCACCAGGUCCCGAUGAGAUUCCGGCGAAGAUUUUGAAGGAACUCGCCGGUGAGUUGUCUAAGCCACUCUCCAUGCUUUUCCAUACAUCCUUCGAGACCGGAUAUCUGCCACCCGACUGGAAGUCGGCGUGGAUUACGCCGCUGUACAAGGGCGGAAGUCGGGUCUCUGCGAACAAUUACAGACCGGUCAGCCUCACCUCCAUUUGCUGUAAGAUUAUGGAGAAGAUAUUAAAGCAACAACUAAUGCAGUUCCUUGAACAAAACCAUUUGCUUUCCGAUUCUCAGCAUGGAUUCCGAAAAGGCAGAUCCUGUGUGACAAACCUGCUCUACUCUCUGGAACACUGA